UGCAUUUUCCAUCUUUUCUGGAUUGUAAUUUACAAAAUAUGGAUGGGCUAGAGAGAGUGUGGGAUUCCGGUCGGCGAGCGAGUCAUAACAUGAGUGGAAGCAUAAGCAGAAGAAAUUGGGGAGUGGAAGAUGUGUUUGCAAGGUCUUCGAGGUCGAUGCAGAGUGGACAUGUCGACGAUGAUGAAGAAGCUCUCAGGUGGGCUGCUCUGGAGAAGCUACCCACUUAUGAUCGCCUCAGAACAACUAUCAUGAAAUCUUUUGUGGAGAAUGAACAUCAAGACCAACAAGGAAGCAAGUUGGUUCACAAAGAGAUUGAUGUAAGGAAGCUUGACAUGAAUGAUCGCCAAGAUUUCAUUGAAAGGAUCUUUAAGGUUGCAGAGGAAGACAAUGAGAAAUUCUUGCGUAAACUUAGAAACCGAAUUGACAGAGUUGGAAUUCAGCUUCCAACAGUAGAAGUUAGAUUUGAGAACUUAACAGUUGAAGCAGAUUGCUACAUUGGCAACAGAGCUCUUCCUACACUCCCAAAUGCUGCAAGGAACCUUGUAGAAUCAGCUCUAAGCUUACUAAGAAUCAAACUAGCUAAAACAACAAAACUCACAAUCCUAAAGGAUGUUUCAGGCAUUAUAAAACCUUCUAGAAUGGCACUUCUUUUAGGCCCUCCUUCCUCUGGGAAGACAACUCUGUUGCUGGCACUUGCAGGAAAGCUGGAUCCAAAUUUGAAGGUUAAAGGGCAAGUUACAUAUAAUGGGCAUAGACUGGAUGAAUUUGUGCCUCAGAAGACCUCUGCUUAUAUUAGCCAGAAUGAUGUUCACAUAGGAGAAUUUACAGUAAAAGAAACACUUGAUUUCUCUGCAAGGUGCCAAGGGGUUGGGUCAAGAUAUGAGCUCUUGGCUGAGCUUGCUAGAAGAGAGAAGGAUGCCGGAAUUUUCCCGGAGGCUGAAGUAGACCUUUUCAUGAAGGCAACUGCAAUGGAAGGGGUUGAAUUCAGCUUGAUCACAGAUUACACUCUCAGGAUAUUGGGGCUUGAUAUAUGUAGAGACACAAUUGUUGGGGAUCAGAUGCAGAGAGGAAUAUCUGGUGGACAGAAGAAACGAGUGACUACUGGAGAGAUGAUCGUUGGGCCCACGAAGACCCUAUUCAUGGAUGAGAUAUCAACGGGCCUAGACAGCUCCACGACAUAUCAGAUAGUGAAAUGCUUGCAGCAGAUUGUCCACCUCACCGAAGCUACCAUCUUCAUGUCCCUCCUCCAACCUGCUCCGGAAACGUUCGAUCUUUUUGAUGAUAUCGUCCUCCUAUCUGAGGGCCAGAUCGUAUACCAGGGCCCACGAGAGCACAUCCUUGAGUUCUUCGAAACCUGUGGCUUUCGUUGUCCGGAGAGAAAGGGAACCGCUGAUUUCCUUCAAGAGGUAACCUCGAAGAAGGAUCAAGAACAAUACUGGGCCGAUAAGAGCAAACCGUACUGUUACAUAUCGGUGAGCGACUUUGUGAAUCGGUUCAGGAGGUUCCAUGCUGGGUUGCGCCUGGAGAACGAGCUUUCAGUACCAUUCGACAAGAGCAGAAGCCACAAGGCAGCACUGGUGUUAAGCAGGUACUCCGUUCCCAUGAUGGAUCUCUUGAGGGCUUCCUUCGACAAGGAAUGGCUUCUCCUCAAGAGAAACUCCUUCGUCUACAUCUUCAAGACUGUUCAGAUCAUCAUCGUCGCUUUCAUUGCUUCGACGGUGUUCUUGAAGACCCAAAUGCACACUUCCACCGAAGACGAUGGCGCUGUUUACGUUGGUGCCCUAAUCUUUGCUGUGGUAAUCAACAUGUUCAAUGGGUUUGCAGAGAUCACCAUCACCAUCGCAAGGCUUCCUGUAUUGUACAAGCACAGAGACCUCCUCUUUUACCCUGCUUGGGUUUUCACCCUUCCAAAUUUCCUCCUUAGGAUCCCAAUCUCCAUCCUUGAAACCGUUGUUUGGAUGAUCAUGACUUACUAUACUAUGGGUUUCGCCCCAGAUGCUAGCAGGUUUUUCAAGCAACUACUGCUGAUAUUUUUGGUCCAACAAAUGGCAGCGGGUAGCUUCAGGCUCAUAGCUGGAGUGUGCAGGACUAACACCAUUGCAAGCACUGGUGGAUCGCUCAUGCUCCUCGUCGUGUUCUUGCUAGGCGGUUUUAUCAUCCCUCGAGAUCAAAUUCCCAAAUGGUGGAUCUGGGGUUACUGGAUUUCACCUCUCUCUUACAGUUAUAAUGCUGUUGUUGUCAAUGAGAUGUUUGAUCCAAGAUGGAUGAACAAAUUGGCAUCUGAUAAAGUUACAAGGUUGGGUAUUGCUGUGAUGGAGAACAAUGCUGUCUUUCCAAAGAGAAGCUGGUUUUGGAUUGGGAGUGCUGCCCUUUUGGGGUUCACAUUCCUCUUCAAUGUCCUCUUCACCCUUGCACUAAUGUACUUAAACCCUCUUGGAAAACCACAAGCAACUAUAUCCGAAGAAUUGGCCUACGAGAUGGAGGCCAGCCAAGAAGAAUCAAAGGAAGAACCAAGAAUCAUAACAUCAAGGUCGAAGAGAGAAACACCCCCUCAACCUUUAGCAGCGACAGACGGAAACAAUACAAGAGAAAUGUCAAUCCGACGAAUGAGUAGUCAAAGCAAUGCUAAUGGACUUAGCAGAAAUGGUGAUUCAACCCUUGAAGCAGCAAAUGGGGUUGCUCCCAAGAGGGGGAUGGUUCUGCCUUUCACACCUCAAGCCAUGUCAUUUGACAGUGUGAACUACUAUGUCGACAUGCCCCCGGAAAUGAAAGACCAAGGAGUGACAGAAGAGAGACUCCAGUUACUUAGGGGAGUGACAGGGGCAUUUAGGCCCGGCGUCCUCACUGCACUGAUGGGAGUUAGUGGGGCAGGAAAGACAACAUUGAUGGAUGUUCUUGCAGGCAGAAAGACAGGGGGAUACAUUGAAGGUGAUAUCAGAAUCUCAGGUUUCCCUAAGAAGCAAGAAACCUUUGCGAGAAUAUCGGGUUACUGUGAACAGAAUGAUAUUCAUUCGCCCCAAGUCACUGUUAGGGAAUCCUUGAUCUUCUCUGCUUUCCUCCGUCUUCCAAAAGAGAUCAGAAAAGAGGAAAAGAUGAAAUUUGUGGAUGAAGUGAUGGAAUUAGUAGAGCUUGACAAUCUCAUGGAUGGUAUAGUGGGGCUUCCAGGGAUUACGGGUCUGUCAACUGAACAACGGAAGAGGUUGACAAUUGCUGUGGAGCUUGUUGCUAAUCCUUCAAUCAUCUUCAUGGAUGAACCAACAUCAGGACUUGAUGCAAGGGCAGCCGCCAUUGUCAUGAGAACUGUGAGGAACACUGUUGACACGGGUAGAACAGUUGUCUGCACUAUUCAUCAACCUAGCAUUGAUAUCUUUGAAGCUUUUGAUGAGUUGCUACUGAUGAAAAGAGGAGGACAACUAAUCUAUGGAGGUCCUUUGGGUCGAAAUUCUCAAAAGAUAAUCGAGUACUUUGAGGCCAUUCCUGGGGUUCCAAUGAUCAAAGAAAAUUACAAUCCUGCAGCAUGGAUGCUGGAAGCUAGCUCCAUUGCUACUGAAGUUCGGCUUGGAAUUGAUUUUGCUGAGUACUACAAAUCAUCACCCUUGUAUCAGCGAAACCAGGCAUUAGUUAAGGAGCUGAGCAUCCCAGCCCCUGGAGCGAAAGAUCUUUAUUUUCCUACUAAAUUUUCUCAGUCAUCAUGGGAGCAGUUCAAAUCUUGCCUAUGGAAGCAGUGGUGGACGUAUUGGAGAAGCCCAGAUUACAAUCUUGUCAGAUUUGUCUUCACCUUGGCUUGUGCCCUCAUGAUUGGGACAAUCUUCUGGAAUGUUGGCUCUAAAAGGGAGAGUUCAACUGAUCUAACCAUCAUUAUUGGAGCUAUGUAUGCGGCUGUCCAGUUUGCUGGAAUCAACAACUGCACAACUGUACAACCGGUUGUCGCCAUUGAAAGAACAGUGUUCUAUCGAGAAAGAGCUGCUGGGAUGUACUCUGCCUUACCAUAUGCUAUUGCACAGGUGGUCACUGAAAUCCCAUAUGUAUUUGUACAAACCACAUAUUACACAGCUAUUGUGUAUGCCAUGGUCAGCUUCGAAUGGACAGCAGCAAAGUACUUUUGGUUCUUUUUCAUCAGCUUCUUCUCCUUUCUCUACUUUACUUACUAUGGAAUGAUGACCGUGGCCAUCACACCAAACCACCAAGUUGCUGCAAUUUUUGCCGCUUCUUUCUUUGGGCUCUUUAAUCUCUUUUCAGGCUUCUUCAUCCCCAAACCAAAAAUUCCAAAGUGGUGGAUCUGGUAUUACUGGAUUUGCCCAGUGGCAUGGACAGUUUAUGGGCUUAUAGUUUCACAAUAUGGAGACCAGGAGCAAUUCAUUAGUGUGUCUGGAGGGAAGGACCAGAGCAUUAAGAGCUAUGUGGAAGAACACUUUGGGUAUGAUACCAAUUUCAUGGGUCCAAUUGCAGGAGUUCUUGUUGGAUUCGCAGUCUUCUUUGCAUUUAUGUUUGCAUAUGCCAUUAAAGCGUUGAACUUCCAACAUAGGUAGAAACAUACAGGACAAUAUGCCAUACGUAGAGCAUUAAAAAAAUGCUUCCUAACCCUUUAGAUGUUCUUCAUCCAAGUAAUUCUUGUAAAUACAUGUGAAGCCCAUAC
Telopea speciosissima is the source of this 4636-nucleotide messenger RNA. RefSeq names its product ABC transporter G family member 42-like. The coding region runs from base 39 to 4529 and encodes 1496 amino acids. The record is from RefSeq and is a predicted model, not a curated record. The transcript has 21 exons. NCBI's taxonomy places the organism in Eukaryota, Viridiplantae, Streptophyta, Magnoliopsida, Proteales, Proteaceae. Gene Ontology annotation, molecular function: ABC-type transporter activity; ATP hydrolysis activity; ATP binding. Gene Ontology annotation, cellular component: membrane.